AUGAAACGCAUAGUCAUUCAGAACCCGGAAAAUGACGCACAUCAGGCUCAUAAUUCGAUCUCUGCACCAUCACCACCGGAAGAAUCGAGGGUAGUUGAGAGGUCAAAGCCACGGCAGAACCAAUCACUUUCACCCGAAUUGAUGGACAUUUUAGUACCUUCGCUCAAAGUCGGGGCAGUUGCCGUAGGCGCAUGCGGUAUCUUUACUGGAGCGGCGGCGGGGAUCAUUCGCUCGGCUCCGACAGUGUUCUUCUCAGUCAUCGCGGGGGGGCAAUGGUUUACACUGGGCACCACUUACUAUGGUGGUGUUGCUGGGACUCUAGGUGGCAUGCUGAGGGGGCCGAGAAACAUCAUCCCAGGGGCCGUGGUCUUCUCGUUGCUGGGGGCUGGGGGCCAAAGCAUCGCGAAUUGGCAAGGUAGAAGGGCUGCGAAGGCUGCGGAGGCGGCGAAAACCGCAGAUGCCGCGGUUACGGCUCCGAAGUCGCCUAGCGAAUUUUGGUCCCGAUGGAGUCCCAUCAAGCAGCUAUCCGACCAGGAGUAUGAGAAUAUACUCGAAGAGAAACUUCUCCGAGUCGAAGCAGAUAUUGCCCUCAUAGACGACCGCGUCAAGGAGCUCCGCGAAUCCGAACGCCGGAUGAAAGAGGGGAACUCCGACGGCGAAAGGAACUCGGCGCCCUCAAACAAAGCUUGA
Chaetomium globosum CBS 148.51 is the source of this 690-nucleotide messenger RNA. RefSeq lists its product as uncharacterized. The record is from RefSeq and is a predicted model, not a curated record. Bases 1 to 690 code for a protein of 229 amino acids. The transcript is spliced from 4 exons. NCBI's taxonomy places the organism in Eukaryota, Fungi, Ascomycota, Sordariomycetes, Sordariales, Chaetomiaceae.